AUGUUCCUUGCAAGAGUCUUGCGGCGCUGCCGCAGUGUUCAUCCAAACUCUCUUCGUGAAGCUCCUCUUGCACUUCAAGAAAUGUACCGUGGAAAGAAAAGUGAAAAGGGUGAACCUAUUGUACUUCAAACUCUGGAUGAAUCUGCUCAGAUAUCUCCUAAUAUAUCUCUUACAGGUAGACAAAUGUGGAAUUCAACUAAAUUAAUUCGUGAAAAUCGAAACUUUCGACAAACUCAUAGUGCAUGUGUAGUUGGUGGUUCUGAUGCUAUUAAAUGUAUUUGGCGAAAAUACAAAAUUGUUCCAAAUGUCGUUUAUGUUCCAGAUACUGAACCUUCAGUUCCAGCGUGGUGUCUGGAAGAAGAUCUUCCUACUUGUAUCGUUCGUUGUUCACCUGUUGAAAUUAAUAGAAAAUUACUUAGUGCAGAACGUGCGGACGGUUAUGCUGCAGAAUUUUCAAUUCCACCAUUUCCAAUACUAGAAAAUUACUUGGGAGAGAAAAAAUUUACACGAUUAUCUUCCAUGUUAGUUUUAAUCGGUUUACGAAUUCCUAGUAAUGUUGGUUUACUUAUUAAAGCUGCAGUAGAUAUGGGAUUUGAAAGUAUUCUUCUUAACGAUUGUGUUGAUUUAUAUAAUGAAAAAGUUUUACGUGCAAGUGGUGGUGCUGUUUUCUCACCAAAAAUAAAAUUAUUUGAAACACAUUCUGUAUCAAUUUCAGUUUUAAGUGAUAUCGCUAUGGAUCAUAAACUUUUACCAUUACUUGCAGUGCCUUCUCAAAACGCUGAAUCUGCUUUUACAGUAGCUAAACGUUUACAUAGUUUAAAUGAGGCUAAAAAAAACCAUGAAGAGGGAGAAGAAAUAAAAGAUCAUUGUGGUCCAAUGUUAAUUUUGGGUUCAGAAUCACAAGGUUUAAGGAGUCUCGCAGGGGAAUGGAGUAUUCCUCAUCAAUUUGUUUCAGUUCCUUUACCGAACCCCUCGGUUGGGUCAAUUAAUGUGGGAGUGGCAGGGUCGGUUCUCUUGCAUGCCUUUCGUCCGGCGGCGGAAGCUCAUUUUGCACAACUCGCUCAAAAGGACAGGAUUCUUUUGGAAGAUGAAGAAGAAAGAAGAACAACAAGAGAAGAGGAAGAAGAAGCAGGGGCAACAAAAUCAUUCCCACAGUAG
Trypanosoma theileri is the source of this 1158-nucleotide messenger RNA. RefSeq lists its product as uncharacterized. The record is from RefSeq and is a predicted model, not a curated record. Gene Ontology annotation, biological process: RNA processing. Gene Ontology annotation, molecular function: RNA methyltransferase activity; RNA binding. The transcript has a single exon. Bases 1 to 1158 code for a protein of 385 amino acids. Lineage: Eukaryota; Euglenozoa; Kinetoplastea; Trypanosomatida; Trypanosomatidae.